This is a messenger RNA of Musca vetustissima, 3117 nucleotides long. RefSeq names its product N-acetyltransferase eco (gene eco). Gene Ontology annotation, molecular function: protein-lysine-acetyltransferase activity. The record is from RefSeq and is a predicted model, not a curated record. Gene Ontology annotation, biological process: mitotic sister chromatid cohesion. Gene Ontology annotation, cellular component: nucleus; chromatin. NCBI's taxonomy places the organism in Eukaryota, Metazoa, Arthropoda, Insecta, Diptera, Muscidae. The transcript is spliced from 5 exons. Bases 1 to 3117 code for a protein of 1038 amino acids.
AUGGAGACACCUAAAAGUGCAGCCCAACAGAUACGCUCCAUGCGUACGCACACUCCCCGAUUAUCGGAACGGAAAAAGAAACUUUUCGACUCCAAACUUGAUGCAGAUAAUGAUGAUGAAGACAUGAUGAUUGGGGUUAAGCCUUUAUCUACAAAAUAUUCGGCUGCGGGGGCAGCAGGUAAUCACAACAACCAAAAGACACCUAAAAGUACAAAAAAUCUAGAAGCAUUAAUGGGUGGUGGCAGCGGCGGCGGCGCUGCUGGUUCAUGUAAGAAAACGCCACGCAUUAUAAGCUUCUUUGAGCUGGAUUCCGAUGAGGCGGAAUUGGUGGAGAGACCUUCUCCGACGUCGGACAAAAUUUCUCCUUCCACAAGACGGAGUUUACGCUUGAGUGGCAAAAAGGGUGGCCACUCACCCAACUCCAGUAAAUCUGGUUCAGAGCUGUCCAGCUCACCGCACAAAGAAAACAUACCCAUCAAGACGCCCAGUCGUAAACAACAACAAGAAGAUAAGCAGCUACAGAAAAUGUUUAGCAAUUCAAUGCAAAUUACACCACGUGAAAAGUCCAUUGUCAUAGAUGAGACUUCCAGUGAAGAUGGCGAUGAGGAUGCCGAUAAUGAAGAGGAUGGUGGUGGCAUGGAGGAUAAACGUGAAAGGAUCAAAAAGAAUCUAAAUAAACGUUGUGUUGCCGAUGGCUCAACAGCAAAAACAUCACCCAGCAAUAACAACAACAAUCGUACAACAUGUCGAAAUCUUUUUGGCUCCAGCAAUCGAACAAGUCCGAACACUAACACAUCCCCCACCACCUACUCAUCCACCACAAGAGCACCGAAAAGUCGUCGCAGUGAUUCAAUGGUAAUCAAUCGGGGAGUACGCCACAAGGUUAAAAAGCGUACCUCCAUGAAUGUACCGCAGCGACAUUACGCCCCCGUGGACAUUGAACGGAUUCUAAGUAAUGUUCGCAAUGAGAAGUUACGAAACCUCAUUACCACAAAACGUGAGCAGAAGCAACAAAUCGAAAAGGUGCAUAGCAUUUUCCGCCAAGCUUCCAAUCCCAUUGCCAUGGCGAAACCGUUGAGCUGCCUUUCACUACAGGACGAUAGCAAUAAUAACAAUUUGCCAGCGGUGGAUGAAAAGCCUUUACUGAAUAAUAACAACAAAACUUGUUAUGGUUCUUCCCAAUCCCUGUCGGCGAGAAAUAGCAUUUACAAUGAUACCGAUUUCUCAGAUAUUGAAUGUGAUUCAGUGGAAGAGGAUGAGGAGGAGGAUGAUAAUGCCGCAUUUGCAAGUGCCCUGCGUGCCAUGGAUGAGGAAGUAAUACCCAUAGUUAAACAUGAAGAUGCAAUAUCCACCAAGUCGGAUGAUGCCGUAUCGGUUAGUAGUACAAAGAGGAAAUUUUUCAAAUCUGGCCGACAGACCAAUACCAAGAAGGAGGUGAAGAUAACCGAUAAUAUAAGAGCCACGGUGAAGGCAAAUGGUAAGCUGCGGCUGGUGGAGGAAAAGAAGAAGGUUAAGAAACGCCUUAAGAUACGAAAUUCGGUUGCCAGUGAAUUUUCCGAUGAACAGGCCACUGUUGAGGCUAUUUUGCGGAAUCUUGAUGACACCGCCUUUGGUGAUAUCAUUGAACAGGUGCAAGAUGAAGAAGAGGAGGAACAAACAUUGAAUGCUAAUAGCGGCGCUACUGAUACCCUGAACAAUAAUGAAUUUCUGGAUGAAAUCGAUAUGCAACUUUCGCUCGAUAUCAAACCUGAUUAUCACGAAUUUAUAAAGCGAUUACCCUACAAUACCACAGAUCCAGAAAUUAUAGAACGGCAACAUUUACUUCUCGAUUUCCUGAUUACGAAUAAUAUUUGUACGGAAGAAAACUUUACGAUAUUUAUUGCGGAUCCUGAUAAUCACAAAGAAGAGGCGGAACGUAUUAUUGAUGAUUUGGUUAUGGUGGUGACGGGUCAACAGCAGGAUUUCCGUCACAAAAUACCCUAUAAUACCACCGAUCCGCAGUUGAUUGCUCAGCAGGAGGCCUUUUUGGCCUUUAUGGAAGAGAACGCCUUGUGUACAGAAGAAAAUUUCGAUAUAUUCAUAGCGAAUUAUGAACAAAGAAAGGAGGAAGCUGAUGCCAUAUUGGCUCAAUAUAUGGCAUUGGAUGUUAAGUUGAAACAUGAAGAUGAAAUGGCGGCGGCCAAUGCGGCAAGUGGGGUGACAUAUGUGACGGAGGCAAUAGGGGAACAUAAUCAACACGUGGUGACCAUGAUACCGGGGAAUAUGCAUAACAGUAGUAGUAGUCACCCACAGCAGCAGCAACAGCAACAAAUGACAUCGAAUGUUGUUGUGGCGCCCAAUGCGGUUGCCUCGGAGAAUAACACCCCCAAAUUGUUCCCUAUAUUUUACCCUGGAGGAGGCUGUCAACCCUUAUCAAUACCCCAGACAAAACGUAAACAUGUGCAGAGAUCUUGGAAUGCUGGCUAUGGUUCAAAUCAAUAUCAAAUCGAUGCUGGGCAAAAAGAAUUUGGUGCCCAUCAGUGUAAGCAGUGUGGCCUGGUUUAUACGGCUCAUGAGCCGGAAGAGGAAAAACUCCAUCGAGAUUUCCAUGCUUCGCUGCAUGUUUUGCGUUUCAAAGGAUGGAUUGAUGAAGACAUUAUGGCCAUAUACCCUGAAUGGGGUCCCGAUGGUCGCAUUAUACGUCUCACCGAAACCUCACCCCUUAAGCGCAGGGAGCGGCUAAUGGAUAUAUUAAAAAUUGUCGAUAAAGAGCUGGGCUUUGCAUCGUACAUUAUACCAAAAACUUUUAUGGCCUAUUUUGCGGUGAGGAAAAUGCAAAUUGUGGGCCUAUGCUUGGUACAGCCAUUGGAUAAGGCAAAUAAAUAUAUAAAUAUUAACGGGGUGGAUUGUUGUACGGAGGAGGAAUUUGAGGCCAAAUGUGGCAUAUCCCGCAUUUGGGUCUCACCCUUACAUCGACGUUUCCACAUCGCCAGCAAACUAAUACAAGCAGUGCAAUUAAACACCAUUUAUGGUGAAGAGAUACCAUUGGAUAAAAUUGCCUUUAGUGCGCCCACCGAAAUGGGCAAGGCUUUUGCCCAGAAGAUAACAAAAAUGGAAAAUUUCUUGGUUUAUCAAUAA